Molecule: messenger RNA, 1128 nt
Organism: Exaiptasia diaphana
Lineage: Eukaryota; Metazoa; Cnidaria; Anthozoa; Actiniaria; Aiptasiidae
Product: homeobox protein Hox-A3
Exons: 2
Coding region: 49-741 (230 amino acids)
Biological process (GO): regulation of DNA-templated transcription
Molecular function (GO): DNA-binding transcription factor activity, RNA polymerase II-specific; DNA binding
Source: RefSeq, a predicted model, not a curated record
AACGAAAUCACAGACAGAUAUACAACUCGUAAGACGUGGACUUCAACCAUGUAUGAUCUCUACUCAGCAUCGAUGAACUUUUCGUCUCCUUCAGCACAAUAUCCAAGCUACUAUCCGUAUAGUAACCCAUCMAACGAGCUGCAGUCAUGCAUGCAGCAAUCCGUGCAGCAAGAUUACCGAGGGUAUGAUCAAUACACCAUGAACAAUGUMCAACCAUCUAGCCUGCUGACUUCACGAGUACCUCCACUAUCACAUCCACCGUUAACAAUGGUUGAAACUGCRGACUAUCGAGGCUUUUAUGAUCAGUCGUUUCGUUAUAAGAAUUACCUACAGUCUCAGGCCUCUUAUUCCCCGCAGCAACUCAACCACUAUAUCACCCCAACAGAAAACGAGUACUGCGAUGAUUCRAGGAGUGAGAAAUCGUCCGACGUUGAUCAAGAUCUUGAGGCAGAUAAAAGUGAUGAUAACAAAUCGAAGAAGCGCAAAGAUCGCACCGUCUUCACCAAGUAUCAGUUGAUGGAGCUUGAGCGUGAAUUCACAAAGAACAACUACUUGACAAGACUGCGACGAUACGAAAUCGCCAUGGCGCUGGAUUUAGCCGAAAGGCAAGUAAAAGUAUGGUUCCAGAAUAGACGAAUGAAAUGGAAGCGAAUAAGAGGAUGCUCUUCAACAAAGAAAGUAACACAAGACAACAAGAAAGAGAAUUCAAGUUUAACUAGCGAUACUAUAAUUACUUGCUAGAGUUCUACAUUAUCAAACUAAUGACGAACUUAUAAUUAUGCUUAUUGAAAAGAGUUUGAUUAAGCGUUGAUGCUCGUACGUCUUUCAGGUUCAAUUUUAUAGUGAUUGCUAUUUUGUGUAAUGGAAGUGAACAUUCUUUUUCUUAAUUUUCUUUGCAUGGAUUUUAAUAGAUCUAUAAUAUGUAGUCGAGCUGAACUUUAACUAGUAAGAGAAUUAGACAUCUCACAAUGACCAUGCAUCCUUGUAAAUACAAUAUUUAUUGAAAUGGUUCGUUGUUAAUAAUAAUAAUACCAUUUAUUGCGAAAAUAAGAAUAUAAACUUUUCAAAUGAAAUGUAAAAAAGACUAUUGAUUGAUUUACUACUAAAUUACAAACAUCAAGAACAAUA